Helicoverpa zea (corn earworm) is the source of this 2997-nucleotide messenger RNA. Its product is annotated as ras-like protein family member 10B. The record is from RefSeq and is a predicted model, not a curated record. Lineage: Eukaryota; Metazoa; Arthropoda; Insecta; Lepidoptera; Noctuidae. The coding region runs from base 363 to 1220 and encodes 285 amino acids. The transcript is spliced from 3 exons. Gene Ontology annotation, molecular function: GTP binding; GTPase activity.
UGGUCGCGCUUCUUCGCGCAGAUUUUGCCGCCAAUUUUACGAUAAUUGACAAAAAUUACGUGCUUGGAUCUGAUGAAAAUUUCGUUUUGUAAAUAGUCGUUGCGUGUGUAUGAUAAGCAAUAUUGAAUAUGAGUAGAGAUUAAAUGCAAAAUAAUUUUAAUUUUUAUUAAAUUAGAUGUAAAUAAUACGUAAUUUAACAUAGUGAUAGUGUGUGAAAUAUAUAAUUACUAAAAUAUGGCAUAUAAAACACAAACUUAAAUAUAACGAUGAACGAAAAACUUCAAAAUCAUUUCAAAGUGAGAAAUAAAGUAUGAAGUAAUGUUGAUAAUUGACAAUGUGAAAGUACAGUGUGUGAUUCUGAAAUGAAUAGAUUUGACAAUACGUCUAAACUGGAUAAAGAUGACGAUAGAGAUGCUAGAGGGAAUUGUACGAAGCAAAAUAAAAUAUUGGAAUUGGACCUGGAUUACCUGGAGCGAGGUGGUGGGGGUACCCUGACAGUGGGAGGGGCUCCCAGCCUGGAGCCAAGUCCUGACAGCCUUGACCUCGUCAAAGUGGUGUUGCUCGGAGCACCCGCUGUGGGAAAAACUAGCAUUAUACAGCAAUUCGUGUGGAGCGAUUUCUCAGAGGAAUACGUGCCGACAGAUCGAAAACACACCUUUUACCCUUCGGUGAUCAUCAACGAGCAUCUUUACGAAGUUAAAAUCACAGAUGUACCAGUAAUACCGUACUUUCCGAUAAACUCUUACUACGAAUGGGCUCACUACCGUUUUUAUGGGCUCAGAAGUGCUACUGCCUAUAUUCUAGUCUUUGACUUGUCUAAUGUGGAAACUUUCCAGUAUAUACGAACUUUGAGAGACCAAAUGGUUGAAAGUCGGGACAUGAGGAACGUUCCAGUGUUAGUAGUGGGCAAUAAACAGGAUCUUCUGUGUAGUAACACUCCGUCUGCCGCCAGUGGACUUCAGCAACUCGCUAUAGCAGAAAGUGCUUGCGGAGACUCAAGAGAGAAGAGAAGAAAUAUCGUGAAUUUAGUUCGUAAGCACUGGAAGUGUGGUUACGUGGAGUGUUCAGCUAAGUACAAUUGGAGAGUGAUAGCUGUGUUUAAGGAACUCAUGGAAAUGAUUGACGCUCUCGAGUGGAGUGGUGGUGGAAGAAGCUCGGAGCCACCUCCGGACACCUCAGCCGGUGGGAGUACCCACGAAAAUCGGUGCGUGAUUGCUUAGCACGAUUAAUUUCUUAAACGUUUAAGCCUCGAUUAUUCUAAUUGAACCGAAAAAACGGGUCUCCAAUGAAGUCCUUUACGAGAUUACUUUGGGCCAUAAAUCUUUGUUUAUCUAAUCCCUUUUAAUUAAGUAACGGAGGCUGCGCAGUCCUGACGGGGUUUUCAUCUAUUUUAAGGUUAUAUAAUAAUCGACCAUUUUGGUUCGAGGUCUAAGAAAGUUCUGCUCCUUCAUCAGUUUAGAAACUUGCACUUGUAAAAGUUUUGCUGGCGUGGCUUCAUUUGUGGAAAUCCAAUCUAGGCCUCGUUAAUUUGGUCCAUAUUUUAUGUCAAUUUGGAAAAUUUUGAUGCGAUGGCUUUUCUGAAGUUUUCCAUUUUUAUAGCUCUUCAAUCCUUUGCUUGUUUGUUUUUUCACUAUCGCAUUUGAGAACAGCGAACAGGAUAAUAGUUUCUUUGUUGACAUCAAAGUUAUUGUUUUUUUGGUUCUAUUAAAAUAAUCGAGAGCCGUAUGUCUCAACGCACAGAACUUAGAAGUAAAGAAAGCUGUUAAUAAGCGAAUGUUUAAAUGUUUCCCAAUGGUUGUAGUUAAUAUUGUUGCGUAAUUACAUAUUCCGAUUGCUGAUACCAAUAAUACGUUUAAUUAUGUAUUCGUUUAAUUAGUAAUUUAUGAAGUUAUUGAUCAAUUCCCCAAUUUUAAUGAAUAAUUAAUUGCAUGUUGAUCCGUACUCGAAUGAUUGCAGAGUUCAAAUUGAGUGUUUUUGCAAAUUAUCUUUAUUGGAUAAAAUUUUAUAUUGGUACAUAGGAUCCAGUCUCAUUUGGUGAUUCAUUGAUGAUUAAAUAUUGAACUCAUGUUGAAAUGUCUCAAUUAAGUCAUUUUAUUAUUCUUUAGACACUGUUUUCAGAGUACAAGCUUACAAUUGAUUUUCUAAAAAGUCCUUAAAAGCCAUUAUUUCUAGAUCGACAUCAGAAUUAAAAAGGCUCUUUCGAAUGUAGCAUUAUUUACCGAUUAAACACUGGAAAACACCAUUUAUAUUGGCUUUCACGAUAGAGUGACACAAAUGUUACGUCUACAUCAUGAAACGAAAUUGAUAUUGGUAAAAACAGAUUAAACAGAAUUUGCAAUUAUUUGCUUUGUUCGCGACCCUGUUCAUCAAAAUGGACGGACAUAUUAUAUCAGACUAUUUAUAUAAUAAAGUACACAUUAGCGGUUUGGUUUUUAGUUCCUGAAAUAAUUUGUUCAUCGAUAAAAUUAUGGUUUGGUAGACCAAAAUAUCAUCAUCAGCCUAGCCAUUUACCAAACUAUGUUAGGGUCAGCUUCCCAGUAACCCAACACCCCUUGGUAAGACUGGUUGUCAGACUUACUGGCUUCUAACGACUGCCAAAGACGUUCGAUGACAGCCGGGACCUACUACUUUUACUUACUUUUGGUAGACUGAGAUAAUAAGCAUUGAUAAAUUAAUCAUCUUAAAUUCUCUUCUUUGUUUAAUGAUUUUAUGUUAUCAACAUUUUAAUUCCAUCUGCCCACGAUUCGCCCUUCUAACAAUAUGUAAGCUUUAAAACUUAUAUUCGUGUAUUAAAUUUAUUUCAGGGUACUUUUACACUUUUCUACUAACACUUCUACGUCUAGUUACUGUUAGAAUACCUGUAAUUAUAUACGUUGUGAAUAUUGUGUGUACAAUGAUAGACUAAAGCCGCAUUCCCAAUAUUCAACUGAUCUUACUCGAAAUUGGAAUUUGACCGUGCUUGUAUGGGAAUAAGGCUGCAGUUCCACUGAGGCGGAG